GCGCGCGCCCGCGCCUCGUUCUACCCGCGGCGUGACCGUAAAGAGGCGCGGCCGUGUCGUGAAAGGGGCCGCAACACGCAGGGAGCUGGUUGACGGCUGGGACUCCAUUUUGUUCGCCGCUGCUCUGCUCCAGACGUCGGUACUGCGGUUCCGGAGUAGCGGGGAGAAUGCGGCCCUUGGACAUCGUCGAGCUGGCAGAACCGGAGGAAGUGGAAGUGCUGGAGCCCGAGGAGGAUUUCGAGCAGUUCCUGCUCCCCGUCAUCAACGAGAUGCGGGAGGACAUCGCGGCCCUCACCCGGGAGCACGGGCGGGCGUACAUGCGGAACAGGAGCAAGUUGUGGGAGAUGGACAAUAUGCUCAUCCAGAUAAAGACGCAGGUGGAGGCCUCGGAGGAGAGCGCCCUGAACCAUCUGCAGAAUCCGAGCGACGGAGUCGAGGGCAGGGCCACCAAGAGGUGCGAGAAGGCCGAGGAGAAGGCCAAGGAGAUCGCGAAGAUGGCAGAGAUGCUGGUGGAGCUGGUGCGGCGGAUAGAGAGAAGCGAGUCGUCGUGAACGCGGGCGGCGGUUUACAGCCAAUGGAUUCUGGUCAACUGAUGGAGAUUGGCUGACACCCUGGAGAAGCUGAAACCAGAGAGCCUUUUGUUUUCUUUCUUUCUGUCUAUACUCUGUUCUCAUUUACACUACGUUUCUGCUGUGGUCUGUGGUUGAUGACCUCAAUAUGAGUUUUGACUGUUAAAUGUUUUUGUUUGGGGGUGUAACUUUUAUUUGGGAAACGCUCUGACGUACUACAGGUAUUAGGGCCUAGAGUGUAAGCUCUUGCAGCAGUCAUAUUUGUUCCCGGGCUUUGGUUAUUUCUAAAUUUUGAGGUGUUUCGCUCUUUCUUGUGUGAUCUGAUAGCUCCCUGGAACUUUGGGUCUGUGUGACACAUGAGACUCAGAGUUGGAGUCCUCCAGCUCUGGAGGUGCUGGAGGAGCGGCUUUACUUCUAGAAGAUGACACCAUGCAGCAGCCGCUGAAGAAGCUGAAGAAGGGACCAGACGUCAACCGGGAAUGUGAAUGGGGCUGAUGGGCCAGGACUGAUGAAUCAGAAGACGGGGUGGAAGAUGGUACUGUCUGUAUUUUGGGACUUGAAUUUCUGUGUGAGACCAAAGGAGGAGAGAUGUAUUUUGUUCAAAACUGAAUUUUAUGUGGCACGCUAUCCGAUGUAACCUGUCUGGUCAGUUUGUUUGGACAACCUAACUCAGCUUUAUUUGACAUGGAACCUAGAAUGGGGGAUGAGAUCUGGGUGUUCUGUGCAAGUUGAUGUUAUACCCUGAUGUAUUUCAGGGGAUUCUGGGUAUGAUGUGAAAGAUAUUUGCAAGCCCUUGAGGGGCUAGGGAAGGAAAGCAAGGACUGUCUGCAUUGGACCCUAAAGUGGACAGGGACUAAGUGUCUUCAAGGUUCAUAAGUUGUCCAGCUGUAAGUUCAUUUGAGUAGCAGACCUGACAAGUAUUUGAGGUCAAAACCCUACCAUGUGUUAAAAAAUUACCAUGUUAAUAAAAGUAUUCAUUUGCUUGAAAAGACGACCUAAAAA
Messenger RNA from Pteropus alecto (black flying fox), 1571 nucleotides. RefSeq names its product MORF4 family-associated protein 1. The record is from RefSeq and is a predicted model, not a curated record. Lineage: Eukaryota; Metazoa; Chordata; Mammalia; Chiroptera; Pteropodidae. The transcript has 3 exons. Bases 168 to 551 code for a protein of 127 amino acids.